AUGAAGGAAUCCACAGUUGUAAUUGUAGGUGGUGGUCCAUCUGGCCUAGCAAUUUCAGCUUGCUUAACAAAAAACUUAAUUUCUCAUAUCAUACUUGAAAAAGAAGAUUGCUAUGCUUCUCUUUGGAGAAAAAAUGCUUAUGAUCGUUUAAAUCUUCAUUUAGCUAGUGAGUUUUGCUCUUUGCCCCUCAUGCCACACCCCCCUUCAGGCCCAACAUACCUAUCCAAAGACCAAUUCCUUCAAUACAUAGAUAACUAUGUCCAACAUUUCAACAUAAACCCUCGUUAUUGUCGUGUAGUUAAGUCAGCUAUGUAUGAUAAAGUUAGAAGCAAAUGGAGUGUUGAAGCAAAUAACACCAAAGAAGGCAUAUUUGAAGUUUAUGAGGCUAAAUUUCUUGUAAUUGCCACGGGCGAAAAUAGUGAAGGGUAUAUUCCUAAUGUGCAUGGACUAGACACGUUUGAAGGAGAUAUUUUACACUCCAAAUACUACAAGUCCGGUUCAAAAUAUGAAUCAAAAGAGGUUUUGGUAGUUGGAUGUGGAAACUCGGGUAUGGAGAUUGCUUUUGACCUUCAUAAUUGGGGUGCUAAACCUUCUAUUGUUAUUCGUAGUCCGCUUCAUGUGUUUACAAAGGAAUUGAUUCGUCAAGGUAUGCAUAUGGUGAAGUAUUUGCCGGUUCAUACUGUAGAUACAAUCCUUAUUCUUUUGGCAAAACUAAAAUAUGGUGAUCUGUCCAAGCAUGGGAUUUAUCGUCCCAAAGUAGGUCCUUUACAUCUCAAGAACAUUACUGGAAAGUCCGCAGUUAUUGAUGUUGGAACCAUUCAAAAGAUUAAAGAAGGAGCUAUUAAGGUUGUUGCUUCGGGUAUAAAGAGAAUUGAGAAGAAGAAGGUUGUGUUUGCAGACAACACGGAAAAAGAGUUUGAUGCAAUUGUUUUUGCUACUGGCUACAAAAGUGUGGCUAAUGAAUGGCUUAAGGAUUACAAAUAUGCUCUUAACGAUAAAGGGAUGCCGAAAAAUGGGUACCCAAAUCACUGGAAGGGAGAGAAUGGAUUGUACUGUGCAGGACUAGCAAGGAGAGGGUUGUGGGGAGUGAAAGUGGAUGCUGAGGCAAUUGCAGAGGACAUCACCCAAACUCUUAUGUGACAUAAUUAAUUAAUUAAUAUGAUUCGUCCACGAAGCUUCCGUCUUUCAGUUUACAUAUAAGCUAUUCAAACUUUGGUUUAUGGGUAGCUCGUAUUCAUAUUUUUUAUGUUGUCCUACUUUUAGUUAAAAUAUGUAUUUUGUUAUUAUCCUUCUAUCUAAAUCUAGAUGUAUAUGCAAUAAAUCUCUCCACUAGAUUGUCAUGUAUUGCUUUUUGAAACACA
Messenger RNA from Cicer arietinum (chickpea), 1361 nucleotides. Its product is annotated as probable indole-3-pyruvate monooxygenase YUCCA10. The record is from RefSeq and is a predicted model, not a curated record. Lineage: Eukaryota; Viridiplantae; Streptophyta; Magnoliopsida; Fabales; Fabaceae. Gene Ontology annotation, molecular function: NADP binding; monooxygenase activity; flavin adenine dinucleotide binding.